This is a messenger RNA of Lodderomyces pseudojiufengensis, 4656 nucleotides long. RefSeq lists its product as uncharacterized. Gene Ontology annotation, cellular component: nucleolus. The record is from RefSeq and is a predicted model, not a curated record. Lineage: Eukaryota; Fungi; Ascomycota; Pichiomycetes; Serinales; Debaryomycetaceae. Gene Ontology annotation, biological process: maturation of 5.8S rRNA from tricistronic rRNA transcript (SSU-rRNA, 5.8S rRNA, LSU-rRNA); maturation of LSU-rRNA from tricistronic rRNA transcript (SSU-rRNA, 5.8S rRNA, LSU-rRNA). The transcript has a single exon. Bases 1 to 4656 code for a protein of 1551 amino acids.
AUGUCAGAUAUAAAGAAAAGGAAAACAUAUUCAUCAGUUAAUGUUGAUUAUAAACUAAUAGAUCAAUUGAAUAAAGUGUUAGAAACAAAUGAUACUCAAAAUUUAAUUCAAUUUAUAGAAUAUGGAAAUCUUGGUAAAAUUUUACCAAUAUGGUCUUAUUAUUCCUCUUCAAAUAAUCAUAAAGAAUUUGUUGAAAUUACUAAUAAAUUGAAUAAUAUACUUUUCAUGAUUAAUGAAUCAAAAGAUUUAUUCUUAUCACAACGACAAAUCAUUAUUGAUACAUCAAAAGAUAUUUUAAUUAAUUAUUUAAAAAUCAUAUAUAGAGCAUUAUCAAGUUUAAAACCAUCAUCAACAAAUCCAACAAUUAGAUUAUUAAAUCAUUUAGUAAGUUAUGAUUACGUGAUAUGUAUGGAAUUCAUGAAUCAAUUUGAUUUAUCAUUACCUGUAUUACCAAAAUUAUUAAUUCCAACAAAGAUUGAAAUUGAAAAUGAAAUAAAUGAUAAUUAUUCAAUAAGAAGUAAUUUUUUAAAAUUUUGGAUAAAUCUUUGUUCAAAUUUAAAUUAUAUUAAUAGAUUAGAUUUAUUAUUAAAUUUUAAAAUUACUAGAAAUAUUUGGAAAUAUAUUGAAUAUGAUACUUUAUCAACUUUAGAAAAUUUAAUACAAUUUUUAAAUAAUAGAGUAUUAGAUGAAAUAAAUUUUAAAAAGGCUCAAAAAUGUAAGAUUUUAAAUGAUAAUUUUAUGUUUAAAGUUCAAACAUUAUUGACAAAAAUAAAAGAACCAUUUUUUAUGGAAUUUAUGAUUAAAUUAACAACAGAUUAUAAAAAUGGUAUUGUUUUCCCAAAUGAUGAAAUAUGGUUUGAAAAUUCAAAUAUUGGUGUUGAAAUUGAUAUAAACAACAAGACUUUUAAAAUAGCAAAUAAAUUAAUUUAUACUUUAUUAACAAGUUUAAAACCAACAAAUUCAAAUAAAGAAAUUCAAUUUAUUACAAAAAUAAUAGGUAGUUGUCAAGAAUUAAUUCCACCUUAUAUGAAUUAUUUAGUACAACAUGGUGGAGGAUAUAAUGAUCCUUCUUUAACUUCUUGGUGGAUAUCUCAUGUUUUAUUAUAUUCAAAUAUUUUACAAUUACAAUUACCAAAAUUUGAUAUUAAUUUAGAAUUUACAAAAUUUGAUCCGAAAUUGAUUACUGAAAGUAUUGUUUUUGCACCAUUACUGAAAAAUGUUUUGGUGGCUGGAUUAAAUUCAGAUAAAGGGUUAAUUGUUCAAUUGACUUUACAAUUAAUAAUGUACAUAUUAAUAAAAUUAGAAAAUAUUUUACAAAUUGUUAAUAUUAGACAAGAACUACUAUAUACAGUUUUCAAUUUACUUCCAGAAUUAAGUUCCUAUGUUCAAUUACUUUCAAAGCAUAAUUCAUCAAAAUUAAUUAAAUUAACUGCAUUAACCAUUAUAAAUAAAUAUGAAUCAUUAAAACCAAAUUCAACAAAUCAAAUAUCAUUACAAAAAUUAAUUUCAAAUGGAGUAUCAAAUAUAGUUUCAAAAACAGAAAUAAAUCAAUAUGAUUUAUCAAUAUUAGAUAUUUAUAUGAAUUUACAAAAUCAAGAUUUUAAAUGGUGGAAUAAAUUAAAUAAUUCAAAUUCAUUUUUUACAACAUUAAUUAAAUUAUCAUCAAAUUCAAAUUUAUCAAAAAAUUAUAUUAUAAAAAUUUAUAAUUUAAUUAAUAAAUUAAGUCAAGAUAAAAUGUUAUUUAAUGAAAAUUUAUUAAUAACUCCAAUAUUAUCAUUAAUUUAUUCAAUAAAUUCAUCAUCAAUGUCCACCAAGUUUUGGAAUAUGAUUGAUGAAACUAUUUCAAGAUGUAUUAGAACUCCUUAUAAAUAUCUUGAUAUUUCACAUUUAAAAUAUAAUGAUUUAAGUAUUUUUAUUAUUACAUUACUUGAACAAUUUAAAUUUAUUGAACAAAAUGAUGAAAAUUUAGAGUGGUUGGGAAGAUUUUUUAAAUUUUUAAUAAUUUUUGGUAAUAAUGAAAAAGACUUGAGGAAUUUAUUUCAAAAUAUCAAUCUUGAUUCUACUAAUAUUUCAUCGAAUUUAGAUGAUAAUUCAAUCUUGGAAAUUGCUUUCAAUUAUGAAAAUAAGGAACUAAAUUUAUCAAAAUUAUUAAAAGAUAAAAUCAUAACUUCAAAUACUGAAUUUUUAUCAAUUUUAUACUUACUUAAUCAAACAAAUUCAUUAAAUGAUAUAAUUUUCCCAAUAAUUUAUAAUUAUUUAAUAAAUAGUGAUGCAAGAGUACAAAAUUAUUUUGCUUCAAAAUUGGUAUGGGAAAAUAUAAUUUUUGAUGUUUCUAAAAGAGAAUAUUAUAAUGAAAUACUUCAAAACUUAUCAAACGUUGAUACUGAUUCAUUAGCUGAAUUUGUUUGUGAAAAUUUAAAAAAUGGUUCAGCAGAGUAUCAUGAAUUUCUUUGGACAUUAAAAGAUGAACAAGUACAAUCUUUGAGUAAUGUUGAAGAUGAUGCUAUUUUGUCAGAAUUUGUUAAACGUAAAUUGUCCGUUAAUUUUGAUCAAUUUUAUUGUGCUUUGUCAAAUGAUAAACUAGCUUCUCAAAUUAUUGAUUCAAAUUUGAUAUCCUUAUCUGAAGAUCAAUUAAAUCAAAUAUUAAAUGAGAUCGUGUCAAACAAAGAUUUUAGAAUUUUACCAAAUUUAAUUAAUAAAUAUUUUAAUAUUGCUAAUAAGUUGUUGGAUAAAAACAUUGAAGAUGAUGAACUUAAUAUUCUACUUGCAUCAUCUAUUAUUCAACAAAAUUUAGAAUUACCAACAAAUUUUCUCAAUUCCGUUAUUUCAAUAAUUGAAAAACAAUUACACGAAAAUAUCGUUUCAAAUUGGAAUCAAAUUUUGGUAAUUUUAUCAUUACAAGAAAAUAAACAUAUUGAACAAGUAUUAAAAUUAAUUGAAUUUAAACAAACAUUAAAUCCAAUUUUUAUUGAUUAUAUAUCUAAAAUUCCUCAAGAAAAAGAAUUAAUUAUAUGGUUACAUAAAUCUAUUUUAUAUAUUACUAAAUCAUUUGCUGAAUUAAAGGUCUUUUCAACAAAUUUUGAUGAAUUUUUAAAAAAUUUUGGAGAUUAUUUAUUAAAUUCUAAAAUUUGGGAUUUAAUUCCUUCAAAUGUUUUAAAUACUCAAAUUGAAGUUAUAUUAAAUUCCAAUUUUAUAAAUAAUGAUGAUUCAAUUUAUUUAAAAUAUUUGAUUAAAAUUUUAGUUAUUGCACCAAAACGGAAAAUUGAAUUUCAAAAAUUAUUUCAAAUUUCAUUAAUUUCAUUGAAAAGUUUAAAUGAUAUACCAACAUCAAAAAAUCAAAUUCAAAAAAGAUAUUUUGAAUCAUUUAUUUUAUAUAUAUUAUUUAAUUUUGAUCAUUCAAAAUUAUCAAAUUUAAAUAAUAUGGAAAUUUUAUUAGAAAAAUAUCAAGGUUUAAAUAAUAUUGAUGAUCAAUUGAUUUCUCAAAUUUUAAAAAUAAUGGAAUCAAAAAUUUCAAUCUCAUGGAUUAAAAAAGUUUCAAAUUGGGAAUUUAGUGAAUUAAAACCAAAUAAUGAAUUAUUUGAAAUGGAUAAAUUAAUUUUAAAAAAGAAUAAUGAAUUUAUUGUUACUUUAAAUAAAUAUAUUAUUGAAAAUAGUUUUAAUAUUAAAGAAUUUUCAUUACCUAAAUUAAAUCAAGGUUUAGAAUUAUGGGAACAAAUUGAAUCUUUAGAGUACCACCAAGAGUCAUUUGAAUUAACUUAUAAUUAUGAAUUUUUAAUAAUGAUUAUAUUAAAUAAUGAAGAAAUUUUAAAAUUUAAAAAAUUAGAAGAUGGAAGUAUUGCUAGUGUAUUCAAUAUCAAAAAUUUAAUAGAUACAGGAAUUUUACAAUUUAUAAUUUCAAAUAUAUCAAAUAAUCAAUAUCAACAAAUAACAAAUAUUAUAUUAAAUAAAAUCUUGGUAUCAUUAGACGAUGAAUUAAAUCAAUUUUUUAAAGAUAAAAAUAUUUUUAAAAUUUAUUUAUCAACUAUAUGUUUUACACUACAACAAGAUUAUAAAAUUUCAAAUUUAAUUUGGUUUAUAUAUUCUCAAUUUAUACCAAUAUUAUCAAAUCCUGGUCAUUUCUUAUAUGAAAAAACAUGUCGUUAUAUAUUAUCACAUCCAAAAUUAAAUAAAAUUGAAAUACCAUUAUAUAAUUCAAUUUUUAAAGCUAUUGAUACUGAAUUUUAUUAUAGAGAAUUAAUUUGGUUAAUUGAAAAUAUAACUGAGGGAAUAAAUUCCAAGGAAAAUUUAAAUUUAUUAAAUUCUUAUUUUAUUGAAUCAAUUUUAAAUUUAUUAAAUUCAAAAUUUAUUAAUAUAAAAUUAAAAUCUUCAAUUUUAAAAUUUAUAUAUAAAUUACAAUCUAUUGAUCAUGGAUCUGAUUUAUUAAUUACUAGAUUUGGUAUAUUAUGUGAUUUAUCAUUAUUAAGUAAUGAAUUUGUAGUGAAAGAUGAUGCAAAAGAUAAAGAUAAGGAGGACACUAUUUUUAAUAAUCAAUUAAAAUUAAAUUUUAAUGAAAUUAUUUCAAGAUUUGGAGUAAGUAAUAGUAAAAGAAUUGAAAAUUGGUCAAAUGGUGAUUUUAAAGAUAAUUUAAAAAGAUUACAUAGUUAUAUAAGUAAUUGA